Cyprinus carpio (common carp) is the source of this 2299-nucleotide messenger RNA. Its product is annotated as thiamine transporter 1-like. The record is from RefSeq and is a predicted model, not a curated record. The transcript is spliced from 5 exons. Gene Ontology annotation, molecular function: vitamin transmembrane transporter activity. Gene Ontology annotation, cellular component: plasma membrane. NCBI's taxonomy places the organism in Eukaryota, Metazoa, Chordata, Actinopteri, Cypriniformes, Cyprinidae. Gene Ontology annotation, biological process: vitamin transport; transmembrane transport. The coding region runs from base 118 to 1404 and encodes 428 amino acids.
ACGUCACUCUCCCGCGCCGCUUGUCCCUUUGACUCGCGUUUUAACAGAUGAGCGAGACCCUUGUUUCAAAUGUUCCUGCAGUCUUCGUAGCAAGAAGGUCAAUCGCCGCAUGCGAGUAUGUCUGAACCAUGGCUUUACCCUACCAUUUUACUAUGUAUUUAUGGAUUUUUCAGCAGCCACAGACCACUGGAACCUUUUAUAACGCCGUUUUUGAUGGGACAUGAUAAAAACCUGACGGAGACAGAGGUUGUGAGUGAGAUCUAUCCAUUCUGGACAUACUCCUACCUCGUGCUGCUUUUCCCUGUUUUCCUGGCCACAGAUUACCUUCGCUACAAACCUGUGCUCAUUGUCCAGGCGGCCAGCUUCAUAGUGACAUAUGCUUUGCUCGUGAAAGCCCAGGGUGUGAGGGCCAUGCAGUUAUUGGAGUUCUUUUUUGGUCUGGCGACUGCCACUGAAGUUGCCUACUACUCCUACAUCUACAGUGUCGUGGAGCCAUCUCAUUAUCAGAGGGUGACUGGUUUUUGCCGCAGUGUCACACUGUUGGGCUCAGCCAUUGGCUCACUCAUCGGACAGAUUCUGGUGUCUGUAGGCCAGGUGUCUCUGUUUUAUUUGAGUGUCAUCACACUGGUGUCCUCCUGCAUAGCCUUUGUUGCCCCUUGGUUCCUACCCAUGCCCAGUAAGAGCCUGUUCUUUCACCACAGAGAGAGCAGCUCUCAGGAUGAAGGAGCUCUGGAACCCAUUAACAGCAGUCAGCUGAUCGAGAAGCCAGAGGAUCCAGAGUCCAAAAUACAGCUUAGUGCAGAUAAAAGAACGACUCUCAAGGACAAUACUAGCAGUAGUGGAUUACUGGAAGUGUUAAAAAUGCUCUGGUCAGACUUCCUUGAGUGUUACUCCUGCUCUACCCUACUGGCCUGGUCAGUGUGGUGGGCUUUAUCCACAUGUGGUUACCUCCAGGUGAUUAAUUAUGCUCAAGCACUUUGGGAGAAAAUCUUGCCUUCCAAUGAUUUUGAGAUCUACAAUGGAUACGUGGAGACAAUAUCUACCUUGCUUGGCGCUCUUGCAGCAUUUGUUGUAGGCUUUGUGAAAGUGUCCUGGGCAGUGUGGGGAGAGCUUGCUCUCUGCAUUUUCUCUGUGGUAAUUGCAGUGUGUGUGUACCUCAUGGACACAAUCAGAAAUAUCUGGGUUUGCUACACUUCCUACAUGCUCUUUAGAGCUACCUACAUGCUGCUUAUCACCAUAGCAACAACAGGCCUUCUUUUAAGAGGGCAUCAAUCAAGCUGUCAUGCCCCAGAAAGGAAGUGGUCUCUGUUGGAUCGCUAUGCAGGACCUAAACAUCCACAGGUCCUCCUGGAUUGUAAAGAAUGCAGAGAAAGAUUCUUAACAAUGUUCCUACCUUCAAAAUAGCUAACAAAAGAGCUGUAAAAGGGCUGUGUCAUACUAUUUUUAUUGGUGCCAUUCCUCAGAGGCAUUUGUGACUGAGGGCUCUUGUGAAGAUGAGAGCUGGUUCCAGUUAAAAGAAAAGUACCAAUAACAUAUGUGCAUUUCUACAAGCAGGAAGAUCUUUGUAGAAUCUGACUUUGACCAAUUCCCAAUAUGUUCUGUAAAUAGUUUUUUACCGUUAGUUGUCAGCUGUUGGUUUUUUUGAAGGUCAGACAUCCAGAUAGUGUACAAUGCACUUAUGAGUAGUUGUGUUAAAUCAUACAGUUUUGAUUAGAAUGUCCAUAAAAAUGACAGCUGUUGACAUGAUUGCAUAGGGUGCUCACUGGAAUAGACCCCAGAUUUGUUUAUAAAUGCUUAACAUGGAAUUUCAGAGAACAAGAAAAAGUGUCUAUUUUCCCAAGUUACAUAAACAUUUGGAAGUGGUGUUGAUACAGCAGAGCUCUUAGAGCAUUCUGUAUUUCAUAACUUGGUCCUCAUAUUGAUAAUUUGAAUGCGGUGGUAUAUAGUCUCAACUUUCCUGCAAUAUCUCAGUAUAGUACAUUUUCAGAUGGGCUAGUUUUAUGCAACUACUGAUGUCAUGAACAAUUUAGUCCAUCUAGGACCCCAAUGUGAUUCCACUGGCUGAAAUAACUUUUAAUGGAUAUUCUGUUUAAUGCCUGAUAGAAAUCCUACAUAUUGUAUGUUGUGCUUCAAGUAAAUAUUUCAAGUCUAUGGGCUUUGGUGAUAAUGUAACAGUAUAUAGCCUACACCACUGAAUGUGAAAUGAAACAUUUCUCUUUGUCUCAUUCUUUUGGAUUUGUCUAUAGCACUAGUAAUAUGUUUACAUUUAAAAGUGCAUGUUUAUUAAAGUAUGGAAGAU